AUGCCUCACGCUGAGGCGGCCGUCGCCUGCCUCUGGGUGCUCACGCCGUUGGCCGCCACGCUGGCGCUGGUCGUCGUCUGUGUCGCCGUCACCACCAACCAGUGGCUGCUCACUGAGGAGAAGAUGACCAACCCCCACUACAACGGCACCGGCGACCGCGACUACCUCUCCAAGCACACCGUCUCAGGCCUCUGGACGCUCUGCUACACCAACCCCGGGGAAAGGGAAAUGCAUUGCUUCAACAUCGACUACUUUCCUAAGGAAGAAUACAGCCCGGACCCUAACGACUCCACAAUGGCCAUCCCAUACGCGGUGACGCGGUCCGCGGCGUUCUUCCUGGCGGCUGCGGCGCUGCUGCUGCUGGCCGAGGUGUGCGUCCUCGCGGGGCACUGCGCUCGCCACCGCCGCCUCUGCACCUUCGUCUCGGGCGUCAUCUGCAUCGUCGCUGGUCUGCUGAUGCUGAUCGGGCUGGUGAUGUACAUCUCGAUCUUCAAGGCGGAGAUCGGCAGCAAGCUGCGGCCGCGGUCGCAGCUGCAGCCGCCGCUGUUCACGUACCGCUACGGCUUCAGCUUCCUGCUGGUCGUGUCGGGCUUCAUGGCGUCUGAGACGGCGGGCACGUGCGCCGUCUUCCUCUACAUCUUCUGGCACCAGCUGGAGUGGGGCCGCAAGCGCCACGACCUGCACCGGAAGCUGUCCGCCUCCUCGGCGCUGCUGUCGCCGCCACCGCCCGCCUGUCGCAGACACCACUUGCCUCCGCCGCCCCCGGUGAUCCCGCACCGGCGCUACAUGCUGGAGUCCGGCCGCGGGCUGGGCGGGGGCAGCACGUCGCGGCUGCCGCCCCCGGAAGACCACUGCCGGUCGCCGCCGCCGCCGCCGCCGUGCCUGAGCCGCUCGCACCAGGACCUGCGCUCCGCGGGCGGCUGCUUCCACGCCCCCGUGCCCGCCCCCGCGCCGCCCUACCACCGCCACCUCUACCACCACCACACGCUGCCGCCGCCGCCGCCGCACUACCACCGCUACCACGCGCACGUCGACGACGACUGCGGUCCCACGCCCCCGCCGCCCCCGACGCUGCAUCACCACGGCCACCACCAUCACCAUCACCACCAUCAUCACCAGCGAGAGCUUUCAACUUCAAGCCGUUCGUCGUCCUUCUUCCCACGUGACGCCACUACGAACACGGUGUCGACGACAGCGGACAUCAACUCCUGCGCCGGCGACGAAGACGACGCAGAAGGCAGUGGGACACCUGGGGUGGUAUGCGCUGCCGCCGGGCCCAACGGCGUCUCCACCGACGACGACGACGACGACGAGUACUCGCCGUCGCUGCAACACGAAUUCGUCACGUUCGACUUGGACGACACGCAGCCGCAACUGCAGCCGGCGCCGCAGCGGGUCAUGGUCGACGAGCAGCAGCAAACCACCGUGUCGGCGCUGCGGCCUAGAGGGGACUUCGCGUUCGACACUCUGCGUAGGACUACUCCCGUGUAGCCACCGGCGAGCAUUGCUCUUCGUCUGCAGCGUAGAGGAACUAGCGGUCGAGACGCUAUACCUCAGCCUUGACAAAUUCGCUUCUCUCAACUUUACGUGAGCAGGAAAAAAUCCUAGGUAGAUCUGAGGACCAAACUGCAACUAGUGUCGUCGCGUAUUACACAAAACGUACAUUCGGAGAACGACGUCACAUUUUCACACGACACUUGUUACCUCUCGGAUAUGCGGAUUAUGAGCGUUGUAAGCAGUCUGCAAUAUCUGCAACAAAACACUUGUCAUACAGGGUAAGCUUUUGCGACCUAGAGUUCGAGUCGGUGAAGUACUUUUGGCGCGUAACAGUGUCGUGGCAUAAAAUACAGUGAUAGUUGUAUAUUUACAACUGGACAGCUUGUCCACCAAUAGUCAAAUAACAAUAUCGGUCAGUCAAACAAUCAGAUGAUACAAAUGGGAAGCCGGAGAGCAAAUAUUUUACUGCUGGGGUACUUGUUUUCACAAUUAAAUCGGUUUUCAAUAGCAAAUCAUAUGAAAGCUUCUGCAAUGACGAAUCGCUUUCGUAAUCGUUUCCUAGUAUCGUUUGGAAUCGGUCAGUAUUUUUCCGUUCACAGCGACGUUCGAUUUCCAAUCGCUGGCAACCUGGUCAGCGAGGCAUGCCGUUCUUCAGGUUUUUACUGUGAACCCGCUUGCCAUAUACUGCACCCUCUCUAAGUUUUCUCGUUGUGAUAAGUCACUCUUGAGCAUGAAACUAGUUUCUCUAGAGUGUGUGGGCCUGCAGCAUUCAUCUGGGUGUUCUAAUAAGCUGAUUUGUCUGUUUUACAGGGCUGUAUGCAAAGUCUGUGCUCUGCUAGGCGUUUGUUUCGUAGAACAGCCCGCGUUUGUCGCUAAGCUGAAACCUAACGUGUAGGACUUAACAAGAACAGUACUUCGCUUCUCCUCAUUCUUAUCAUUCAGUCAUCACACGAACGGCCAACGUGUGAUGCCACGUGACUGCUGGAUGAAUGGGGAAUCCAGUGGCAUAUAUAUGGCUAAUCAUACGGCGAAAUCUGCCUGCGACAAUAGUAAAAACAUUUGUUGCUAAUUUAUGUUUAGCUUGGUGCGAUUACACACCCAAAAAUUCACCGAUGUACUGUUGUUAUAUUUAUAUUUUCUUCAGAUGCUAUAUUAGCACAGGAUGGCCUUGAUACGAAAACCCAAAACUAGUUGAGUACAGAGGUCAUUGUCUUCUUCUCCUUCUCUCUCUACUACAGACAGAAAUCCACAACUAAUGACAUACGUUUACUUCAGGAAGCAGGCAGCUUUCUUUCUUCGGUAUCAGUCCUUUAUUUUCUGCCUGUAAGAUUAUCAUUUGCGUUACAGUCAAUCAAAAUGCGGAAUUCACUUCUUACAUUUUGAUUCUUUCCUUCCCUCAAGUUUCGUUUAUUCUAGAGAAACUAUUCAAAACUGAGAAUGGGAUGUUAAUACUCUCCAAAACUGCGUGCUUUCCUUUUAUGCAGUAAUGGCCCACUGAUAAAUCACAUUCUGGAAGCAACGACCUGUUGGCAGCUUUAAGUUUUAGUACUUUCUGAAGUCUGUCACGGAUAUAAAAUGCUUUUCCUCAUAGGAGUCACUGUCGAAGACAGUGAGCAUCGAGAUAGUAACACAGUUCAACAAAACAAAGACAUCAGCUUUUUUCUGCAGAUACACAAGAGAAAUUCUGUGAAAAUCAAACUAUGAUCAUUUUUUCGAAAAUACCUCACAACAUUCUUUCUGCUUCCGUAAUUGAGUGUAUCCUUAAACCUGCUAAAAGAAACUCUCCGAAGUUAUAAAUAAGGUUCUUAGUAUUUCUCUUAGAAAUUCAGUUUUCACUGAAGCAUUUACGUAAGAACCAGAAAUCAUGUUAGUCCUGUUAUUUUUGUAUUUCAGAAAUAGAAAACAAUAUUCUUUACAUGAAAAUUCAUUAGCUCGUUAUAAGUUGGCAUUCUAACGCAAAACUGUUUAUAAUCAUAAACAAGGAUACAUAAUCACUUUAAAAAGUCAGAUUGCAAUAUUCUACAAAGAAAGUGCAUAAUAAAUAGCGAGACUCAUUUAAUUGAAUAUAUAUCUUCAUUUCCAAAAACAUUUUAAAUAUUUCGACUACAGCGUAAAUUGAUAUUAAUGCGACAGCAAUAAAAGAGGUGUCCCUGUAAAACCCCUUCUAUACACUGACUGUAACAAUACACUGAAACAAUAUAACAAAGAAAUAUUUGAUUAGUGAUUAAAUCGUAUGUGAUGGUCGAAGUUAUGAUGACUAUACAUAUGAACAGUAAAAAUGUAUAGGUUGUAAAAAACUGUGUUGAUACGAGUUAAGAUAGUUAUAGAAUUAGUACUGCGAUAUUAUGAAGUGAUUCCAUAAUAAGUGUAUAAGAGAUUGUGUCGAACCGUAACAAAGCCACUACUAUAUUCCCAUGUACUGUAAAACCAUAUGCAAUGACGAUGAUAAAAUUCAAAGUUAAUAAAUGGUUUAUUUGGUUGUACUAUUCUUGUUGAUUCUAGCAAAAUGAUUAAAAUGUCUUGUUACACAUUGCUGAUUAUUAUAUUGUACAUACUUUCUACUGUUGCAGAUAUGUUUUUCAUGUUUCUCAUUGUAAUAUUGGUUUAUGUAUUUGUAUUGCAGAUGAUGCCUAAUGAGAUGUAUCAGAAAGUAUUUCUUCAAGUUGUGUGUUGAAGUUACUUUGUGGAACAUUGUAUUUAUUUCAUUUGUCUCCUGGCUGUCCAUUUCUUAAAUUCUACUCCAGAACUGUCGUCCUGACGUCAUAAAGUGUUCAUUGAAACAUUUCUGUUAGUGCUCCGUUUCGAUUCUUUGCGAAACAAGGGCGCUCUUGUUUGAAUCCCGUUUGCUCAAAAGACAGCGUUAUUAAAUAAAACCUAGAUCCCCAGUACAUAUGGGUAAAAGUCCUCCCAUAUACCUCGAAGAUGUAUUGUAUGAUAAGUAUAUAUAUAUACAUGCAUAUAUUAAGAUUUUAAGAGAAUAUUUUAAAAAGAAUACUAGGUUUUGUUGGAGAUUCCGUUGUUAUGAUCAUACUGUUUUAUAGUAAAGCAAUAACUGCUUGAACUGUUAUGAGCAUUUGAACAAAAGUGAGUUUUUAACACACAACAAAUAAAGCUAACAGUGAUCACUAUCACAACAAACUUAGUUGUUCGUUCAUUACUCAGCGUUUGUGAAAGAACAUCACACUCCUUUUAGUGAACCAUAGUUCAAACACGCAUCGUAAUUCAAUUUCGUGAACAUCUGUUUUUAUUCGAAAAACACGAACAAUCCAGUUCACAUGUUUCAAUACCCCAUCAACUUCGUUACGUCAUUUUAUUCUAUAACCGAAUUUUCUAAUGUAAUGAUCAAAUAUAAUUUACAACAAUAAUGCCCUCACUCAUUAAAAAUAUGCUUCUAAUAAGGACUUACUGAAAAUAAAAUUAAGAAAAAGUGUUCACAUUUGUCUAUAAACUAUAAAAUAAUGUAACUAAAAUAAUUAAAGUGUGUGGAUUCUGUUUUGUAAAUAAUUCUAAUAAAAAGUAUCACA
Messenger RNA from Schistocerca gregaria, 5021 nucleotides. RefSeq lists its product as uncharacterized. The coding region runs from base 1 to 1491 and encodes 496 amino acids. The transcript has 6 exons. Lineage: Eukaryota; Metazoa; Arthropoda; Insecta; Orthoptera; Acrididae. The record is from RefSeq and is a predicted model, not a curated record. Gene Ontology annotation, cellular component: AMPA glutamate receptor complex; postsynaptic density membrane. Gene Ontology annotation, molecular function: channel regulator activity; voltage-gated calcium channel activity. Gene Ontology annotation, biological process: postsynaptic neurotransmitter receptor diffusion trapping; positive regulation of synaptic transmission, glutamatergic; neurotransmitter receptor transport, postsynaptic endosome to lysosome.